GGCGGCGGAGGAGGGGGAGAGACCCAGCUCAGCCCGGAGGCUGUGCCCACCUGCUGCUGGGCCCCGCUGGCGGAACCUGAGAGCCCCGACGGGUUGCUGGCCAGGCUGCUGGAGAGGCUGGGAGGGGACCCGACGGCCCCGCACGGGCAUGGCUGUGGCACAGAUCUGCUGCUAGAUGACAUUGUCCUCACUCAUUCAUUGUUCCUGCCAACAGAGCAGUUCCUGCACCAGUUGCACCAGCACUUCAUGACAGCAUCGACAAUCCCAUUGCCCUCAUGUUGGAAAGAGGGGGAGGCCGUGCACCGGAAGCAAGCGGUUUUGGUUAUUUUGCUGCACUUCCUUGAAACAUACAAGGGGAUCUUGCAGGAGGAGGAGAAAGCAGGCAAAGUCAUCAAGGACCUGUAUCUCCUCAUCAUGAAGGACUCCUCCCUCUACCACAAAUUAGAGGAUGACAUUCUGAAGCUACAUCAGCUUGUGGAGACUGUUGAACUCAAGGUGACAGAAGAAAGCCAUCCUCUUAACAAACAAGUCAAACCCCUAUUCAGGCAUUUCCGGCGCAUAGAUUCAUGUCUCCAGACACGGGUCGCUUUCCGUGGGUCAGAUGAAAUCUUCUGCCGCGUCUACAUGCCCGACCACUCCUAUGUCACCAUCCGCAGCCGUCUCUCAGCCUCUGUGCAGGACAUCCUCGCCUCAGUGACAGAGAAGCUCCAAUACUCCGAUGAACAGCCCUCGCGGGAAGAAGCUCUCAUUCUGGUGGCAGUGGCAUCAUCAGGAGAGAAGUCUGUACUACAACCUAACGAAGAGUGUGUUUUUACUACCCUGGGGAUAAAUAGCCAUCUUUUUGCCUGCACUAAGGAAACGUUUCCAUCGCUGGUCCCUCUCCCGGAUGAAAUCCAAGUGUCGCCAGGUGACACAGAGAUCCACCGGGUCGAAGCUGAAGAUGUGGCAAAUCAUCUCACAGCCUUCCACUGGGAGUUGUUCCGCUGUGUCCAUGAGCUGGAGUUUGUGGACUACGUGUUCCAUGGGGAACGAGGCAGACGAGAGACAGCCAACCUGGAAUUGCUGCUGCAGCGUUGCAGUGAAGUUCAGCACUGGGUGGCCACUGAGGUGUUACUCUGUGAGACACUGGGGAAGCGUGCCCACCUGCUGAAGAAAUUCAUCAAGAUUGCAUCUGUAUGUAAACAGAACCAGGACAUGCUCACCUUCUAUGCUGUGGUUAUAGGGUUGAAUAAUGCACCUGUCAGUCGCUUGCGCCUCACCUGGGAGAAGCUUCCAGGGAAAUUUAAGAAUCUCUUCCGGAAAUUUGAAAAUCUAACAGACCCCUGUCGGAAUCAUAAAAGCUACAGGGAAGUCCUAUCUCGGAUGAAACCACCCAUUAUUCCCUUUGUGCCCCUCAUCCUAAAAGAUCUGACGUUUUUGCAUGAAGCUAGCAAAACUUUGGUGGAUGGACUUGUCAAUGUAGAGAAACUGCACUCAGUAGCAGAGAAAAUUCGGACAAUCAGGAAGUGUCGGAGUCGGCCUCUCUGCCUGGAAAUGGAGUCAUCUCCCCAGCAGCUGCAGACAAAAGCUUACGUUCGGCAGUUCCAAGUUAUCGACAAUCAGAACCUGCUCUUUGAGCUCUCUCACAAGCUGGAGUCAAACAGCCAAUAAGGCCAAUGCCCGUAGGCAGACGUCGCUAGCAAAGAAUGUUUACUCCACGCAAUACUCAAGCACUUUUUAGAUGUACGGGGGCCCUCCUAAAGUUUGCCGUGGUGGGGAGGAGAGCCUGGAGUCACCAUACAGCAGGGAUGGUCAGCUUUAGUCAGGGGUGGGCCAAGGCAUUUUUGUGUUUGAGGAACAAAUAUAAAAUGGCACAUUGCCUUUCCACUAAUUAACCUGAUGAGACACCAUCUGCCAGAAAGCUGUCCUGCCAUCAAGGCAUGUUGAGGCCAGAGGAGCAAAAUCCAAAUGGUACCUUCCCUACCCAUUCACCCAAGCUGCCAUUUUAAUUAUCUAUAAAUCUAUAGCCUUUGUUCAAUGAAAAAGCUAGCCCUGUCACCUCACAUGACUCAUUUACAUUAAUGGGAGCUACACAAGAGUAUAUUUGAGAGGCAGUUGUGUAGGAGAACUUCCCAUAAGCUUGCAGCUUAUUAUUCAGAAUAAUCAAAUCUCCCACUCUGCUGUACUUAAUGGCAUUCAAAAUUUGCCACCCAAAGCAGCUACCUGACUUUGCCUCUUGGUAGAGUUGCUUCUGACUUUCUUUUUAGGGAGUUGUUAGGAUUCAAAAGAAAAGAGCCACAGGACAUGGAACAAUGUUUUGUGCAAGCCAAAACAGGAUUUCUUGACUUGCUUAUAGGACAGCUGGCAAUGGAGGUCACUGCCCUUUUCAGGCAGUUUCCCUUCCCACCAUCAGCAUAAUGAAAUAUGUCCUUGAAAAUUACAUAUGCGUGAGGCAUAUGAAUAAGCAUCCAGUGUUGUCAACUGGACACAGUAUGACUGCCAGAAGCAGCAUGUACAGAAAUGUCAAAAAGUAUUAACUUCCAUUUUUAGUUCUCUUAUUUCUAUUAUAUUAGUGUACAUUUAUAUUUCCAUCUUAGAAAGGUCUGAGAUAGAAACCCUUAAAAAAAUACAUUGUUAAAGAUUACUCGUAGACUCUCUAUAGAGUCUUCUCCGGGUAAUGUCUUCACACACUAUUGGGGAAUAAUGAUUUAAAAAUCUAGUGCAGGUAACUUAGAGGAGGAAAUGUUUUUGCUUUUUGAAAAUUAAAAUUCCAUUUUGACUGGCUGUGAUGAAUAAUACAGCAAUCAGGAAUGUCCAUUCUGUGGGAUUUAAACACUUGGAGCUUUAGACUUUAAAUACACAUCAAACUCAUAUGUCUGCUAUAGUUCCUUAUUGGGGUGUGUCUAGACUUGAUACUUUUAACUGGCCUAGAAAUCAUUCGAGAUCGCCAAAUGAUUCCUGUUCUGUGCUGGGGUUAGGGAACAGAGAGUCCCUGGCAUUCUCACCAAACUACAGUUCCCAGUAUCUUUUUGCAGGGAGCCAUGGUGAAGUAAUGCAAACCAUACAUACCUUUGUGGUCUAGAUGUAUAUAUGUACUCUGUGGUUCUGACUCCUGUCUGGAUGUCUUCUAUAUACACAUGUGUUGAAUAUAUUUAUUUUGGAAAACUGGGUGAUGGUGAUGGGGAGAAGAAGCCAAUUGCCUCUUCCUCUUGCAGUGAGUUUGCGAUAACAGUCAGGAUAAAGAUUACUCUUAAGCCCUGAGGUCCCUGCUUUAGUAUAUUUGAAGGGCAAUGAAGGGAUAGGACAGGGGAGGUUGCAUCUCUGUGGCAUCAUGGGGGCACUCAUAGGAACACUAGAGAAUCACUUUCUGGAUGGUUACACAGUUACAACACAGUAUUUGUUCUCACUCCUCCACAGUGCCUUAAAAAGCAGGGGUGGGGAACUUUCCUACAGUAUUUGGCCCAUGGCAUCCUUGGUGAUUACUCCGUAGCAAUUAGGAUUCUGUCAUUCACAAACUGAAGCUUUUCAAGACGCCUAAAUGCUAUAAAAGGGGAGUGAUUUAAGGGAUCUGUUGUAGCUGGGGAAGAAACAGUGUGGUGUGCUGAUGUGACUGUAUAUUUAACUCCAGACUGAUAAACCCUAAAUAAAUGAUCAAGAUUAA
Pogona vitticeps (central bearded dragon) is the source of this 3640-nucleotide messenger RNA. It is a transcript of the gene RAPGEFL1, whose product is annotated as Rap guanine nucleotide exchange factor like 1. Gene Ontology annotation, biological process: Ras protein signal transduction. Gene Ontology annotation, molecular function: guanyl-nucleotide exchange factor activity. The record is from RefSeq and is a predicted model, not a curated record. NCBI's taxonomy places the organism in Eukaryota, Metazoa, Chordata, Lepidosauria, Squamata, Agamidae. Gene Ontology annotation, cellular component: plasma membrane.